Messenger RNA from Zalophus californianus (California sea lion), 2832 nucleotides. RefSeq names its product transmembrane 9 superfamily member 2 (gene TM9SF2). NCBI's taxonomy places the organism in Eukaryota, Metazoa, Chordata, Mammalia, Carnivora, Otariidae. The coding region runs from base 201 to 2192 and encodes 663 amino acids. Gene Ontology annotation, cellular component: membrane. Gene Ontology annotation, biological process: protein localization to membrane. The record is from RefSeq and is a predicted model, not a curated record. The transcript has 17 exons.
GGCGGCGUUGCGCAUGCUCUGUGGAGCUUCGGUUCGGUUUCUGUUGCGGGACCCGCGGUGUCUACUAGCGCAACCGGAACUGUCCGUCGUGGAGCGGUCCUUGCUCAGCUCCCGCGGUCUUGUGGUCGUGUUCGGGGCUUCCCGUCCCUCCUUCCCUCUUCACCCCCUCGGCUCGGCUGUCCUUUCCCCAAACAGCCGUCAUGAGCGCGAGGCUGCCGGCGUUGUCUCAACCUCGGUGGCCGGGGCCGCUGCUGCUGGUGCUGCUCCUGCUGGAGGCGGCCCCAGGCCCGCGCCCGGGCGCCGCCUUCUACCUGCCCGGCCUGGCGCCCGUCAACUUCUGCGAAGAAGAAAAAAAGAGUGACGAGUGUAAGGCUGAAAUAGAACUAUUCGUGAACAGGCUUGAUUCAGUGGAAUCUGUUCUUCCUUAUGAAUAUACGGCGUUUGAUUUUUGCCAAGCAUCAGAAGGAAAACGCCCAUCUGAAAAUCUUGGUCAGGUAUUAUUCGGGGAAAGAAUUGAACCUUCACCAUAUAAGUUUACAUUUAAUAAGGAGGAGACCUGCAAGCUUGUCUGUACGAAAACAUACCAUACAGAGAAAGCUGAAGACAAACAAAAGUUAGAAUUCUUGAAAAAAAGCAUGUUACUGAAUUAUCAACAUCACUGGAUUGUGGAUAAUAUGCCUGUAACAUGGUGUUAUGAUGUUGAAGAUGGUCAGAGGUUCUGUAAUCCUGGAUUUCCCAUUGGCUGUUAUAUUACAGAUAAAGGCCAUGCAAAAGAUGCCUGUGUUAUUAAUUCAGAAUUCCAUGAAAGAGAUACAUUUUACAUCUUCAACCACGUUGACAUCAAAAUACACUAUCAUGUUGUUGAAACUGGGUCCAUGGGAGCAAGAUUAGUGGCUGCCAAACUUGAACCAAAAAGCUUCAAGCAUACCCAUACAGAUAAACCGGACUGCUCUGGACCCCCCAUGGAUAUAAGUAACAAGGCUUCCGGGGAGAUCAAAAUUGCCUAUACUUACUCUGUUAGCUUCCACGAAGAUAAAAACAUCAGAUGGGCAUCCAGAUGGGACUAUAUUCUGGAAUCUAUGCCUCAUACCCACAUUCAGUGGUUUAGCAUCAUGAAUUCCCUGGUCAUUGUCCUCUUCUUGUCUGGAAUGGUGGCUAUGAUUAUGCUACGGACACUGCAUAAAGAUAUUGCCAGAUAUAAUCAGAUGGAUUCUACGGAGGAUGCCCAGGAAGAAUUUGGCUGGAAACUCGUUCAUGGUGAUAUAUUCCGUCCUCCAAGAAAAGGGAUGCUGCUAUCAGUCUUUCUUGGAUCGGGGACACAGAUUUUAAUUAUGACUUUUGUGACUCUAUUUUUUGCUUGCCUGGGAUUUUUGUCACCUGCCAACAGAGGAGCACUGAUGACUUGUGCUGUGGUCCUAUGGGUGCUGCUGGGCACACCCGCAGGCUAUGUCGCUGCCAGAUUUUAUAAGUCCUUUGGAGGUGAGAAGUGGAAAACAAACGUUUUAUUGACAUCAUUUCUUUGUCCUGGGAUUGUAUUUGCUGACUUCUUCAUAAUGAAUCUGAUUCUCUGGGGAGAAGGAUCUUCAGCAGCUAUUCCUUUUGGAACGUUGGUUGCCAUAUUGGCUCUUUGGUUCUGCAUCUCUGUGCCUCUAACAUUUAUUGGUGCAUACUUCGGUUUUAAGAAGAAUGCCAUUGAACACCCAGUUCGAACCAAUCAGAUUCCACGUCAGAUUCCUGAGCAGUCCUUCUACACAAAGCCAUUGCCUGGUAUUAUCAUGGGAGGAAUUUUACCCUUUGGCUGCAUCUUUAUACAGCUUUUCUUCAUUCUGAAUAGUAUCUGGUCACACCAGAUGUAUUACAUGUUUGGCUUCUUAUUUCUGGUGUUUAUCAUUUUGGUGAUUACAUGUUCAGAAGCAACUAUACUUCUUUGCUAUUUCCACCUAUGUGCAGAGGAUUAUCAUUGGCAGUGGCGUUCAUUCCUUACCAGUGGCUUUACUGCAGUUUAUUUCUUAAUAUAUGCAAUACACUACUUCUUUUCAAAACUGCAGAUCACAGGAACAGCAAGUACAAUUCUGUACUUUGGCUAUACCAUGAUAAUGGUUUUGAUCUUCUUUCUUUUUACAGGAACAAUUGGCUUCUUUGCAUGCUUUUGGUUUGUUACCAAAAUAUACAGUGUGGUGAAGGUUGACUGAAGAAGCCAGUGUGUCCAGUUAAAACAGAAAUAAAUUAAAUUCUUCAUCAACAAAGACCUGUUUUUGUGACUACCUUGAGUUUUAUCAGACUUAUUGGCCUAGUAAUCCUUCAGAAACAGCGUAAUUCUAAAUACACCUCUUCCCGUACACCUGUCUCCACAAAAUGUGUUUUCAACACUAAAACAUUUGUAUCGUGAUUUGAUUAAGUAUAUAUUCAGUUGUUCUCAAUGAAGAGCAAAUUUAAAUAUUAUGUGCAUUUGUAAAUACAAUAGCUAUAAAAUUUUCAAUACUUUUAAUGGCAGAAUAGAGGAGGCCAUAUGAAACAGUACUGAUGAAAUGCAGGACAGUUCAUUGUAAAUAGGAUUUUCUAGGCUCGGUAGGUGGAAAGAAUUAUUUUUCUUUGAAGGAAAUAACUUUUUAUCAUGGUAAUUUUGAAGGAUGAUUCAUAUGAUGUGUUUUUUGGGGGGGUGUGGCUUUUAAAAAAAUCUUGUAUUGGUUGUAACUGUUCAUAUCUUCUUUUCUGUGUUGACUUCAUUAUUCCCAUGGUAUUGGCCUUUUAAACUAUGUGCCUCUGAGUCUUUCAAUUUAUAAAUUUGUUAUCUUAAUAAAUAUUGUAAAAACGUCUUCAUUGCAUCAUUAA